CUGUCACAUUCUCAAUCGACUUUUGACCUAAACAAACGAAACCCUAAACUGAAACGACGUGAAAACCUCAAUAAAAGCCCGUUUAUUCAGAAAAUGGAUGGAAGUUCACCUUCCCCGAUUACCUCUGAAGGUUUUCCUGAGGAAACCGACCCGAUUGUCAUGAAAGAAAAGGCUUUCAUCGCAGAAAUCGCAUCGGGGAAAUACAACAACAAUAACAACAAUUUCAAGAAUGGCUACAUGCCAAUGGAAGAUAUCAAACCAGGGAUGAGAGGAAGAAAAACCAUUGCAUUUUGGACACUUCUGAUACUACUGUUCAUUCUUGUUAUUGGAAACUUGAUACUCACCGUAACCAUUAUUGGAGUUCUGAGACUAGGAAAAGGCAUGCAAAGCAUGGAAUUGGUGCCCGAAGAAGAAACCAUCAAAUUCUUCGGCGACGCCAACCUAGACCACAUCUACAAGAGAGACGGCAAAGUGGAGGGCUUCAAAGACCAACCCCUAGAAAUAACCGCCGACGACAGCCCCUUGUAUCUCAGCAUAGUCCGAGACAGCAGAGCCGUCCGCAAAGUCAAAAUCGACCCCAGCGAAAUAGUUUUCCGCGGCCUCAAUACCUUCGAAGUCCUAAACGAACAAAAAGAGUCCGUUUUCACUAUCACCGACCCGGUAUACCAUUCUCUGAAGAACGCCCAUAACCUCAAAACGAACAACAUUGAGACGACGGGCAUUCGCAGUCCUUUGGACCACGAUUUGCAGAUAGAGGGAGACACUGUGAGCCUCAAAGGGGCUGAAGGUACUGAAAUAAACGCCAAGGACCUUCUUUGGAAUGUGGACCAAGACAUUUUUCUGAAAAGCAUCAACGGCUCGAUAGUUUUGAUUAGCCAAGAUGGGGUUUUCAUUGAUAUCGCUAGGAUUCCUAUAGCUAAGCUGAACCAUAAUUAUGUCACUUCGCAGUUCAAAGUUUGUGUUUGCAUGCCAGAAGGUAAAUUAUUCAGAAUUCCUGUUGCUAAUACUAGAGAAAGGGUCUACUGUGACCAUGUGGAUCUAUCACCACAGUACAAUCCUUGUAUAUAAUUUUUGGAAAUUGUGUAACUAAUGAAAAAAUUACUUAUCUGUGUUUGGAACGUGAAAUCUAGAAGUCCUAAUUGGACAAAAUCAUGACUGAGUUGAAUAAGGUAGGCAUGUUGAUUUAAAUUUUGCAUAACCGGUGGCUUUUGAGUCAUUUGUUUCUAUCUCUGUUAUUGCUAGGCUAUAUAGAGCGAGAUAGACACAAAUAGGACUUAUUUGUCCCUGUCAAACCAACAUUUAAAUUGAAGAUACUGUAUAUUUGAAACUAUAUACAUAUAGUCAGAUGUUUAGAUCAAUCAUAUUAGAACAUGUAGAAAUGAUAUGUAUAACUUCAAGAUUACUUGAUAUAAUGUAUUUAGAUGACAAUAAAAUUUUAUCAAACGUUGAUAAAGUUUCCCCUUUAUUUUUCCAUGCCCUGCAAUUUCUUACCAAAUUCAAUAACAAAGAAAUAUUAUGUUUCUUAAUUGCUUCAUUUACCUCUAGUAUUUCAUUCAAAUUUUUCAAAUUCAUUUCCCAUGUCUAUAAUUUUCAAAUACCCUCUUAGAUAAAAAUGGACACCUUUGAAAAAAAAAUUGUAAAAAGCACAUGGAAUGCAUCAAUAUUGAAUCUUUCAACAACUUCCCGAUGCUCAUUCAUUAGUUCCAAUACCAUUGGAAGCUAGAAAGAAAAAAGAAAAACUCAAUUCACUUCCCAAGUUUUUCAAAUUUUCUGAUGAACACUGUAUAUGUAUAGUGACAAAAUUAUAAAGAUACCAAUUUUUCUGUUUGGACACCGUUUUCUACCAC
Phaedon cochleariae (mustard beetle) is the source of this 1847-nucleotide messenger RNA. The record is from the annotation of a GenBank genome assembly. NCBI's taxonomy places the organism in Eukaryota, Metazoa, Arthropoda, Insecta, Coleoptera, Chrysomelidae.